ACUCACAGUAAUAAAGUGGGCAGUUUAAAUGAGAGGUAGUCUAAAACAACCGCCCGCAAUCAGAGGCGCAAAAUGAAGCGAUCCAUCUUCACGUAUAUGUGGUUCGCUCAGGAUUUUCAGCUCGUCCUCUGUGUCAUUUUGAAGGACACUCCGAUUCUCGGUGCUAAAAAUAACAACCCUCGACUUUUGAGCAAAGACAGCAUCAGCGGUGGAUUUGAUUACGAAGUCUCCCAGAACCACAGCGUGUUUUACUAUCAGGAGGACUAUCAAGAGAUGUACAUUGGUGGCACUGACUUUGUGUUAAAACUCGAUGUGGAUGAUUAUCACAUUAUAGAGAGGUAUCCUCUGAAAUUAACAGGACAACAGCCAUGUGAUGAGGGCCUUUGUGAGAAUGUCAUCACUGUCAUUGAAAAGUUUCAAGAGAGUCUCUUUGUCUGCGGGACAAACGGACACAGACCACAGUGCUGGAGGAUUUUUUCUUCAGUCAGCAAUCAGUCUUAUGAUAUAGUCGAGAGUUAUGAGGGGACCGGCAUCUCUCCGUUCUCGUACACACAGAACUAUCUGUCCCUCACAGUAGAGGAGGAUCUAUAUUCAGCAGCGCCUUUGGAUACAGAUGGAAGUUCAUUACAUUUCAGGAGGAAGGCUGGACACAGGACUAAUGUUUGGAUGUAUGAUAACUGGGUCUCAGAGCCUACGUUUAUUGCUGCAUCCUGGGUGAGGCAGAAACAAGACCCUGACAACGAAAAGAUUUACAUCUUUUUCCGUGAGAAGAACUCCGAUCAGAACCCAGAAGCUGACCCCUGGAUAUCGAGGGUGGCCAGGGUUUGUAAGGUAGAUGAAGGUGGAUCAAAAAGAUUCUUUCAGAACAUGUGGACUUCAUUCCUCAAGGCCCGGCUUGUCUGCGGGAUUCCAGAGGAGUCUUUGUAUUUCAACCGUCUCCAAGAUAUUUAUGUGAUGCAUGCUGAAGACUGGCAAGACACCAGGGUCUAUGCCCUUUUCACAAGCAGCUGGAAUGCCACAGCAGUGUGUAUCUACACUGUAGGAAUGAUUGAAGAUACAUUUGAGAACUCAGCUUUCAAAGGCUACAACAAAGACAUCCCCACACCAAGGCCGGGGACGUGUGUAAAAAACAGCCGAAGUCUACCGCUGGCCACUGUAAACAUGGUGAAGGAUUACCCAGAAAUGAGUGACUGGGUCCACUCGGUGCAUACUAAAGCUCCACUUUAUAUAAGCAACAACAACUACACAAAGAUAGCUGUUGACAGAGUCAAAGGAGCAGACAAGCAUAUGCAUAAUAUUCUUCUUCUAGCCACUGAUUCUGGGAAGAUCCAUAAGGUGUUAGAGGCUGGGUCUGAACCUUUCAUCAUCUCUGAAACGCAAAUCCCAAGCCAUUCAUCGAUUCGAUCAAUGAAACUCGACUCCAAAAGGAAAAAGUUAGUCAUAGGUUUUUCUGAGAAAAUAUUUGCUGUGGACCUCCAGAGGUGCCAGGAGUAUAACAGGUCCUGUCAAGAGUGUGUCCUGGCCCGGGACCCUUAUUGUGCCUGGACAAACACUGAUGGAUGCACCUCAAAUGUGCAAAGAGGAGUUCAAAAUAUCAAGACUGGGGAACCAAAUGUGUGCCCUUCAGGCCCUUCAACAGAAGAAAAGAGACAAGUAAUUCGGACCAAACGUGAGACACCUCCAGCAUCACCAGCUGAUCUACGGACAGACCACUCUGUCCCCCUGGGAGUCCCUUUCUAUCUGUCCUGUCCUAUAGACUCGUACCAUGCUGACUACACCUGGGAGCACAACAAACAGAUCAGCCCAUGUCUGCAGAUGCAGUCAAACUGUCUGCACCUUAUCCCUUCUAUGGAACAUGAUAGCUACGGCAGCUACGAGUGUGUUUCUGUAGAGAAAGAGUACCGCAAAGUGGUGAAAAAUUAUCAACUUGCAGAGCAAAAGAUUGUUACAGAACAGAGCAUUGUAGAUACGAAGGAAAGUGAUGACAGAAGCAAUGUCCUGCUGAAAAGAAAUUAUGCUUCAACUUGUUUUCCACAAUUGAUUUGGAUCACUCUUGCACAAGUUGUUGCAAUGUUCAGGAUUUUGUGAUCUUUUACUCGUGCAGCACUAAAGCCACUCUAACACUGAUAAAGCCAGCAGCUCAGAGGUUCCAGAUGGAAAAUUCUUCUGUUGAGCCUUAGCACUGUUUAGGAAGUGAUCAAAGAGCUUUGUUUGGCAGAAGAGUUGAGGAUUCAAGUUUUCUGGAUAAUGCUAAGAUCAGGUUUAUUUUGUAAAGAAGCCAGGAUGGAAAGAGGUUGUUGUGAUGGAGGGAGAAAGUAGUACGAAGUAGAGAUAGUACAAAUGUUCUGCAGGGCCAUAUAUGAGUUGCUGGUAACAUUUCAUUGAGUAAGUACUGCUCUUCCUUUUGAGAUAAGGGAUAAAAGAAGAAAGUGUAAGAGGUUAUCUGAAGAACUUCCUUUGAACAAGGGCGUAUGAACACUUGGACCAAAGCACAGUGUUAAACGUUGUGAUCAUCUAGAUAAAAAGCAGAAAGAGCAGUCCCAGUGGUCUGUUGGUAGUUGAGUGUGCACAUGAUGGACCCAAGUCUAAGCUCUUCGGUCUGUUAGAGGUCAGGGAAAUACAGUUUUCCUGUGUUAACUUCCUCUGUGCCUGAGUCCUGAUGGCAGAUUAUUUUUAACUGUUUAAGGAAGGGUGGAGGUAGCAGGACCCCCACUGGAUUUCCCUGUUUUGUUCAACUUUCUGGUGACACAACAGCCAAAUUCAGAGAGCUGUGUGAAAAAUGUGCAAUGAACAGGACUACUGUGUUAAAUAAUGAGCACUUUGUUCAUUUACAUGGGAAAGUGGCACAAAAUAGCUUCACCAUGUUCACUUUUAUGAACAGUGAUCUUGUUAGAGAUUUGCUGCAUUGUGAGCAGUUAUCAGAGAUAACCGGUACCCAGUAUGCACCUGACAUAGAACUGAUUAGAUACUGUUGUCGGUAGUUUUGACUACAUCUGAUGGAGCAAGUUCAUUGGUGUAGUUAAACUACAUGUUAAUGUCACAUUAUAGUGCAUGAUAGAACAAAGGGAGGCAAUAUCAAAAGCAGAAAGCAUAGAAAGCUUAGAGGACUUGCUCAGCAACAUCCAUUUAAGAGAAAAUAUACAGGUGCAUGGCCAUUAGUGGCCAUGCAUCCAUUCAUUUUAAUUACUUCAUUUUUCCAGGAUAACAAGUAAUUUCUGGUAAUUCUCCUCAGGUCCUGGCUUUUUUAUAAUGUUUUUGCAAUGUAACAGUGCUGUUUUCCCUGUUAAAAAAAAUCCAGAAGUUAAGCAAAAAAAAAAACUAACAAUAGGCUGGUCACUGAGAUUGACCAUGACAUGCUAUACUGCUAUUACACAUACAGACCAGGUAAACUAGAGUCCUGCGUGGGACUCUUUUCUUAAUCCUGCUCCCUCUUGAUUUCUGAAAAGUUACUGCCCGCUCCCGCAGCAUGUGCCAUCCACUCCCACAUGCACCCGGUGUGUCAAAUCCCACACGCACCCACAUGGGUGGGUGUGUUUACAAUGGGUGAAUGAAGGAAGCCCAUCCUUGUCUUGCAUAAGGGUGCCACAUAUGGUUAAAAAAACACAGCUAGGAGUCUCAGACUGAUGUUACUCCUGGCUAUGGCUUAGUAAUAGCAAUGUCAAAGUAAGAUUUACCGACCUUAUUUACACACCAUUUAUCAUCAUUCAUCUUAAAGUCAUACAGAGGUGAAAUUCUUUCCUGAUCUCACGAAAGCUUGUGUGUCAUAGAAACUAAAGCGCACUUCCAUCAGCUCUCACAGACAGUUGGCUAAUCUUUAUUUAUGCCAUAAUAUUACCACCCUCAUCAGAAGAUGCUUAAUACAACAAAAAACACCCCCCAAACAACUGCAUAAUAACUCAGUGUCUCUGCGGGCUGGUGCAUAUUUACCAAGAUAAUCACACAGCCCACCUGCCAUGUGAUGCUGGCUACACGGAAACAGACCCAUAUUCAAACAUUUUUACGCAGCACCAGUGACUACAGCUAACAAAACUGAAAUUAAACUGUGAUUUGUCAGGGAAUGAUUCUAACAACAACGUGUGACACAUCUCCUAUUUCAUCUUGUUUAAUAUGAGCACAGAGAAGCGCCUUACAGAGACCUUACUUUGAGAAUGGAGCAGGUGAAUCCUUUCAUCUAAAUCUGUAUCAUGUGGGUGUAUUUCAACAAAGUCCAGCUGUUUUCCAGCUUUGUCACAUCCUCCUACCAGCUCAUAGCAAAUGGAACGUAUUCAACUCGCGUGUGACGUCAUUCCCAGCUUCGACUUCUGCAGCAAAUAGAACACAGCAGAAAUCCCUGAAUGAUUUUAUAGAAAAUCUGCACAUAUUUACAAUUUUUAUUGCAUUUGUUUCAAACCAGUACACCCAAGGAGUCUGACACUUGGAGCAACAAUGUGGCCUGCAAAUCGAGACAGACAGACAGACAGACUCGGCACCAAUUAUAGUAGUAAGAUUAUAUCACAUUUCUUACUUUGUUUCAAACUUUUUCUAGGGACAUCUGACAGAUUAGUCAACAUCUUGAGACACUAAUUAUUCAUUAUCAAAGAAAAUAUUGUAAAUAAAAUGUAUGGAUGCAUAUCUACUUAGGGCUUCUAUAAAAACCAAAUUGAUGAUGCCUUUCUUAUUAAAAAACAAAGCUAAGUUUGCUAACACUGGCAAAGAUGUUGGAACCAAAAUAUUCUUGCAGCGCACAUCACAUGUAGUUUCAACUUUUAUUUGCACAAAAGACCCCAUUUUUCCUCUGAAACAGCUUCAUAGUUUUGCAUUAACAAGUAACGAAGCUUGAUGUUUAAUGUUAUUUUUAUUUGAUACUGUGUUCAUGGUUUAUUUAUUGUAAGAUAUGUUUCAUACUUUAUAUUUUUGUACUUAAAAGCAGUAUUUGUCCCUAUAAUUAAAAAAGUUGUAUAUUUUUGCAUUUUGCUUGGUUGACAUUGUCACUUAAAGAAUUUAAGUUAACAUGAAAUUCUUAACAAUAAAAAGGAAAAUUUUACUAAAGCUGGAAAUUCAUCACAUUUUUGGUCACAAGGAGUCGUAGUUAUACCUCUGAGAGGUAGGACUGGAUAUUUCCUCUUCUUUACUAGGUCAUGUGUUUAGAAAAUGGCACUGAGUGCAUGGUGUGCUCCAAUCAGGUCUACAGAUGACACUUUAAGGACCUUUACUGUAAUCUGACUUAUUCCGGGAUCUGCUAAUUACUGCAAAGUAAGAACAUCGUGUUUACACUAUGGCACUCCCGACCUAACACCACCUCACUCUCUAUCUUUGGCCGCUGCUUUACAAGCGCUUAGAGGGAAAUCCUGGAUUCCCAUCAGAUCUUCCAUAAGAUUAAGAAAAUCUCUCCUUAUGUUUCAUCCUAGACUCAAAAUGAACAGUCACAUUGAAGUUUCACAUCUGCACAGCACAGUCAUCCUAGUGUGGUAACUCCUCAUCUAUCACCACUGCCUCCACUCUCAAAGGAGUGUAGGCUGUGGUCAGCAACAGCUAGAUAUGAAAUGUAUGGAGAGAAAUAGCCACAUAUCUUACCUUGUUUCCAUUUGUUGUUAUAACACAGAAUUACACCAUAAAUUUUGUUUUCCCUGCAGUUAAUGACUACACCGUCUCUCCUGCUGCAGUGUUAGUAGUGUCAGAUCACUUUAAUGAAAAUCAGUGACUCUG
Messenger RNA from Cheilinus undulatus (humphead wrasse), 5685 nucleotides. It is a transcript of the gene sema7a, whose product is annotated as semaphorin 7A. Lineage: Eukaryota; Metazoa; Chordata; Actinopteri; Labriformes; Labridae. Bases 73 to 2088 code for a protein of 671 amino acids. Gene Ontology annotation, biological process: semaphorin-plexin signaling pathway; neural crest cell migration; positive regulation of ERK1 and ERK2 cascade. Gene Ontology annotation, molecular function: semaphorin receptor binding; chemorepellent activity; integrin binding. The transcript is spliced from 14 exons. The record is from RefSeq and is a predicted model, not a curated record.